AUAUAUAUAUACUUACACAAGAAUGUCUACAACAUUGUCCUAAGCAUAUAGUGCUCUCUCUUCCUAACCUGUUUUGCAGCAAGGCAGCUCCCCCUGUGCCUCACAUGUGCUUGUAAGAGAUAAAAGAGUAAAAGAGGCCAAGCAGAGAUGAGGGGGAAAGCUGCUUCAGGCAAAGCAGUGUUUUUGCUAUGCAUCGCCAGCUUUCUUGCAGGCACUCUCUUCAUGAGCAGGACAUUGAGUUGGCCUUACCAGCCUGAAGAAGAUCAUCCCAACAUCGCAAAGAUUGUGUCCAAAAGUCUUGAGAAGCCACGAGACUGCGAUGAACACAAACGGAAACUGAUAGAAGGGAGAUCCAGAGACAUAAUGGGGGAAGUAACAGAAACCCACCAGGCAGUGAACUAUAGAUCACUGGAGAGGACGAUAUCGAAGCUGGAGAUGGAGUUAGCGGAAGCGAGAACAAUCGAGAGAAGCAGCGAGCUGUGGGGAGAAGAGAGGGCGGGCAGAAACCACAGCCUUAAGAGGGCAUUCGUGGUCAUUGGCAUCAACACGGCCUUCAGCAGCAGGAAGAGACGCGACUCUGUCCGCCAGACUUGGAUGCCCACCGGCGAUAAGCUCAAGAAACUCGAGACCGAGAAAGGCAUUGUCAUUAGGUUCGUGAUAGGACACAGCGCAACGCCGGGAGGAGUGUUGGAUAAGGCGAUAGACGAGGAAAACGCAGAGCACGGGGACUUCCUGAGGCUGAAACACGUGGAGGGCUACCAUCAGCUCUCCUCUAAGACACGUCUCUACUUCUCUGUCGUCUCUGCCAUAUGGGAUGCCGAGUUCUACGUCAAGGUGGACGACGAUGUCCACGUCAAUCUCGGCAUGCUGGCCACGACACUCGCCAGAUACCAGUCGAAGCCUAGGAUGUACAUCGGAUGCAUGAAAUCUGGCCCUGUCCUCUCCCAGAAGGGAGUGAAGUAUCACGAGCCAGAGUAUUGGAAGUUUGGAGAAGAAGGGAAUAAGUACUUCAGGCACGCCACUGGUCAGAUUUAUGCAAUCUCCAAGGACCUCGCUGCAUAUAUUUCCACCAACCAAGGGAUACUGCAUAGGUAUGCGAACGAGGACGUGUCGUUGGGGGCGUGGUUGAUAGGGUUGGAGGUGGAGCAUGUGGACGAGAGGUCGAUGUGCUGUGGGACUCCGCCUGAUUGCCAGUGGAAGGCUCAGGCCGGGAACUUGUGUGCAGCCUCCUUCGACUGGUCGUGCAGUGGAAUCUGCAAGUCCGUCGACAGACUCCCUCUGGUUCAUCGCGCCUGUGCUGAAGGAGAAGCUCCUCUCUCUAACUUCCGCUUCUUCUUCUGAUCAUGAUGACACCUCACUCUUCCUUUGUCCUCCUUUUUUUGUUUCUGGAUGAAAUAAGGGGAAUAUCAGAAAAAUGUUACCACAAGACACUCUGAGUUUUGGUUUUGGCCUUUUGGUCCUUUUUUUGUAAUGGUCGGUAACAGAAGCAUAUAUAGCUUGCCUGAUGUGGUGUGAUAUUUUGUUGACCACCAUGUUUACAUGUUCCUAG
Molecule: messenger RNA, 1549 nt
Organism: Tarenaya hassleriana
Lineage: Eukaryota; Viridiplantae; Streptophyta; Magnoliopsida; Brassicales; Cleomaceae
Product: probable beta-1,3-galactosyltransferase 8
Exons: 7
Coding region: 148-1341 (397 amino acids)
Cellular component (GO): Golgi membrane
Molecular function (GO): hexosyltransferase activity
Source: RefSeq, a predicted model, not a curated record